Funneliformis mosseae is the source of this 444-nucleotide messenger RNA. The record is from the annotation of a GenBank genome assembly. NCBI's taxonomy places the organism in Eukaryota, Fungi, Glomeromycota, Glomeromycetes, Glomerales, Glomeraceae.
AUGGUGGCAGAACAGCGGACCAUUCGAAGAAGUGCGCUGGCUGAUCAUACCAUCUUUUCAACGAUAUAUUACGUCGCCACACAACGGUCCAACGAUAAAACUAAGUCAACCCUUGAACAUCGAUUAAAUAUCAAAACACGACAGAAAUAUCCACACAAACUAAAUCAGGUCGUUACGUGGUGGCAAUGGGGCGGACCAUUCAAAGAAACCGAAACACUGGUAGUCUGUGAACGCGUAGCUGUUACCUUUUCACUAAAAAAAAAAAAUUUUCUUUACGCGACGUACCAUUCGGAAAUUCAAAGAUAUACAAAACGUGCAACUAUUUCUAAUCGUACGGAAACAAUAUCUAGGCUUCAAAGACAAAGGUCACUUGAAUCCUUAGGACAAAGCAUAGAGGAAAUUCGACUUCUGAAUAAUAUUCAUGAAACAGUUAAAGAUGAAGAU